AUGCUAGACAGAUUACCCCUCGAACUACUGCACAUGGUGCUCGAUCAUGUGACCCGAAGGGAUCUCAAAAAUCUCUGUGAAGUCUCCAAGAACAUCUAUGUAAAGAUGGUUCCUUGUCUAUAUGAAUCACUAGUCAUAAAAGCAACGUACCCAUCAGCUCAGUCCGUGAACGAUGCAAUCACGAGGUCAAAUCACUCGCAGUUGGUGCAUACAAAGCACCUCAGGCUGUGGGGUUCAUAUCAUGAGAUAGAAGCCUAUCAAUUCUGUUCUUUGCAUGAUUUCUUGGAUGGCAGGCUUCAAGCUCCCGGUGAUGUUGAUGGACCCAUGUCAAAAUUAAUACUGUGCGGAGAUCAGCAGACCACUACGUUUGACUGCAUUCCGAUCAUGACACACAACAUGUGGGAUCUAAAAACAUGUUUUUCCGAGGAAGUGGUUCUCCUCAUCAACAGGAUUUUAGAAACCCAAGAGAAACUUACGACAAUUUCUCUCCUCACAGAUGGUGACUGCAUUGUAACCAGAAUCAGACAUGCAUCAUGCGCCAUAAAUCUUGCUCAACUUUCUGAGCUCCAACACCUAUCCUGGAGAGGUCUUAAGCGAUAUGUUGACUUUGAGUCGGUUAGACAGUUUAUCGCUGCUCACGGUGCUCAAUUGAAGACACUGCACCUCGACCUUAUCGGCUGGGACACCGCUAGAUUGGCCUGGAGACAAGUUUUCCGAAAAAUGGUCGAUAAACAUGCAAUAUUGCCACAGAACUUCUUUGCGCAAUGCGUGCUUGGUCUUUCACUUGAAGAAAAACCAUAUACCCUUCUCACGGCUCUUCAACGCUUGACUCUCUCCCAAGUAUCCUUCAUCCCCAUGGAAGUCCAGUUGACCGGUGCUCUUAACGUAGGGCAACUUCAAGCGUUGCAACUCAUCAACUGCCCCGGUACAUUCCGCUUCCUUCGACAGAUCGUCCACUCAGGCAUGCCACUUAAGCUGAAAUUGCUCGAACUGACAUUCAACCCGGAAAAGCUAAAUCAAAUUACCGACGAGUCGCAGGACAACAUCACCGAAACCGUGAAAGCCUUCCUCGAGGCCUUCUCCGGCUUGAUAGAUCUCUAUCUUAUGCUUCCAACAGUCUCUUGGGACGGCAUGUGUCAAAGCAUGUUGCAUCACAAGUCCACACUGAGGCGCCUCAUCACACACGGCCUCUGGAGAACAGAAGUCGGCUUCCAGCAAGAUGGAGAUUUGUUUGGGUCGCCUGAAUUUCGACCCCGCAUAUCCCACGAUCCAGGGUUGGAAUUUUUGGGAAUUUCGGCAAGUAUCAGCGAGAUGUGUACAAUUACGGUACCCACUAUCCUAUUUCCUCAUUUUUGA
Aspergillus niger is the source of this 1356-nucleotide messenger RNA. RefSeq lists its product as uncharacterized. The transcript has 3 exons. Gene Ontology annotation, molecular function: protein binding. The record is from RefSeq and is a predicted model, not a curated record. Lineage: Eukaryota; Fungi; Ascomycota; Eurotiomycetes; Eurotiales; Aspergillaceae. Bases 1 to 1356 code for a protein of 451 amino acids.